Messenger RNA from Haliotis rufescens (red abalone), 7858 nucleotides. RefSeq names its product transmembrane protein 94-like. The transcript has 29 exons. Bases 36 to 4250 code for a protein of 1404 amino acids. Gene Ontology annotation, molecular function: nucleotide binding. The record is from RefSeq and is a predicted model, not a curated record. Lineage: Eukaryota; Metazoa; Mollusca; Gastropoda; Lepetellida; Haliotidae.
CGGAAGUGUUAUAAUAUGGCGGUCUGCUGUGAACCAUGGAUCCCCUUGAUGUAGAAGGAAGUCCAAGGGUGACCAAUGGUUAUACAACAGAAGACGCACUGUUUGUCCUGUGUCAAGAGCUACAAAGAGAGAUCGACAAAUAUGACUGCCAAAAAAGGGAUUGGCUAAAACUCUUACGCAGUUUUGUGCACACAAAUGUUCAGUCGCUGUACCACUGGACAACGGCAGUCUGUGCAGUUUUACUAGCAUGUGUUCUCAUAGCUACUUAUGCUAUUCAUAUCAAUAUUAGCAAUCCGUUUGGCAUGUGUACAUGGUGGCUAGUAUUGGCAUUCUUCCUAGUGUUGGCUGUCGUAUUCAACUCUGCCCUCAAUAUUUGCUGUGUUCUGAUGACUCGCAGGGAGUACAGUGACAUCAUUAAGAGAGUCCUGAAGAAGUUAUGGGACUGUAGGAAGAUAACAGAAUGGAACGCUUCCAACUACCCCAACAGCACAUCCCCCUUGACCCCCUGUGUGUCCCUGCAGUGGACGCUGCGAGAUGGGGAGCGGGUCAACCUACCACAGCCACUCCUGGUCAUCGGGGACAUCAUCCUGCUGCGGCCAGGGCAGGUGGCGCCGGGCAAGUGUCGAGAGCUGGAGGAGAGUGAUGACGCCCAGGAGUUGGUGCUGAUGGCGGGAGAGGUGUACUCCCCGGAGAUAGAAGGGGUCAGCGAUUCCCUGGCAGGCCCCCAGGGUAGGGUGCCUCUUCAGACAAGGAAGUUUCUCUUGCUAGAGACGCCUUUCCUGCAAAAUAUCAGGGAUAUUCUUGGGGAUGACAUUUCUAGACCAGUGAGUAUUCUGGACAAUGAACGCCAUCUGCUGGUUCAAGUGUGGCUGGAGAGGAGGAUAAUACCGCUGGUCCUGGUUAUAAUGACGCUGACCAAUGUGUUGAGAUUGACGUACCAGGAAAACCACGUUGGCCACUGGUCAGAGAUGCUGUUCAUUCUCCUGAUCCACAGCUUGCUGCCCCUGCUGACUCUUGUGUUCCCCAUCAUGUGGGUUCUUAUCAACAUCUAUGGCCAAGCAAGGAUAUUCUCCGUCUUUGAAGUAGCUAGGAGAUUUAAGCAAGCGGUGGAUGAGAGUUUUGACAGUAUGAGCACCAUCUCUGUGGACGAGGCUCGGGUGGACAUGUCAGGGCAGUUGGUGUUCCGCUGGUUCAGGGAACUGUUCACUGGAACGGCUCCUGUUGUGUCCAGACAGGCUAACGUACUCCAUGUGCUGGGCAGUGUGACGUCUCUGUGCUGUGUAGACAAGAAGGGUAUCUUGUCCUGGCCAAACCCUUCAGCUGAGAAAAUAUUUUUCUUCACGCCUGGACACCGCAAGAAGGUGUCCCGCACGAGUGACAUUGCCGUGAUCGCACAGACUCCCCUGACAGACACUGUAUUCAGUGACAUCCCCGAGGAAGAGGCCAUCAAGAAGAAGAAAGAUUCUGGCCGGAGGUCGAGCCACUCUUCAGUGCAAGGAGUUCAGAAUCACAUUGAAGUGUUGGAUCUCACUCAUGAUGCAAAGACCACAUUUGGGCUACAUUUUGAUGAUCCAACAUGGAAGAGGCAUAUGAACUCACUGAAACCCUUGGGCCUGAACAUCCUCUUGAACACAUGCAACCUGGCCACGGUGGAAUGGUACACCCAGUUCAGUGAUCACGUCGCCUGUGCCGCACUGGAACAUGAUGAGACAGUCGCAGUGGUCAACAGACGGUGUAUGUGUGACCUGGCAAAGGAGAUUGGCUUCUCUCAGCAGGCCCUCCGUGGCUUCAGUCAUGAUGAGUGUCUCGGCAUGUACAGACAAGUGCCUGAUGAGGAGUCUGCCAAGGAGAGGGUGAACCGAGCCAAGUCCUUCAUACAACACAAGAUCCCAAUGCCCAACAUGGUAUCUGUGGUCACAAGAGAUAAAACAUCAGGCAUGUGUCAGCUGUUGACCCAGGGCACAGCGGACAUAGUGCUGGACUGCUGCACCGACUACUGGACAGGCAAUGAUCUGUGUGUCCUCUCUGAGACCGAUAAGAAGAAGAUAGUUGACUUCUACCAUAGGAACAGCAUGGCUGCCUACUGUACAGCGUUCUCCUACCGUCCCCUCGCACAGAACAUCUCCCCAUUGCUGGAGAGCAUGUACAUUGAGCUACCUGACAAGUUUGUCCGACUUCUCAACUCUGGCAGACCAAAUAGAACAUCUGAAUGUGAAGAUCCGGAGUCCUCUGCUUUGUUGACCAAGUCGUCAAGAUCUUUCAGUGUGGACUCGUUGAUGGAGAGUGAGAGUGUGUCUUCUAUUGACGACGUCCCUGGGUGUCACCAGGCCCAGAGUAACCAGGUCUUCAUCGGCAUGGUGACGCUGCAGUACCAGGCCCGACAGGAGAUAGUACAGCUUAUCGAAAAACUUGAAAAUGCUUGCAUAAGAUUUGUCCACUUCUCCAAGGAGAAUGAACUGCGAAGCAGGGUAUUUUCAGAGAAGAUGGGAUUGGAGGCAGGCUGGAACUGCCACAUCUCUCUCAUGUCACAUGACAACUUUAAACUUGAGGGCAACAUGUCUGGGCCGGAGUCAGUCUGUCACGGCGAUGUCUCCCAGCGACCCUCUCACCAUUCCAGCCGCCAUUCCACCGACGACCUUGGGCGUGACACAGCUGGGAAUGUGACCUCCAAGGCACAGUCUGCAACUGAUGCAGUGUGCUCGAGAAGCUUCAGUGCUCCUAGUAUCAUAAACCUGGAGGAGACCCAGGUGAAGUUUGACGUGGACAACAUCUCCAUCAAGGAGGAUCAGUGUACUGUGACCAUCAAGGAGAACUCCCCUGUGGUUGUGUCCGGGGACAAGGAGCUUGAUGAGGAGGAGGAAGAGGAGGAGGGAGAAGGGGAGGGGGAGUCGCAACGACUCAUGUCACCGAAACGACAGCGGGGCUGGAGUUCCAGUGACGAUGAUGCUGAGGGAGAGACAGAUUUCCAGUCUGACAGCCGCUAUACCUCAAGUUACGUGACUGACAACACUGAUGAUAGUCUCACAGGGGCUCUGGAUAAUAGGGCAAAGCUACCAAGAGGUAUUGAGAAUAUCCGCCCCCACCUGGCCAGCACCGACAACGUCCCCCUCCUAGUCAACCUCUUCACGGACUGCACACCUGAAGCAACCCAGGAAAUGAUGAAGAUCAUGCAGGAGAAUGGGGAGGUGGUGCUGUGUAUGGGCAGCUGUGCCAACAUCCAGAACACUCCUCUCUUCCUGCAGGCAGAUUGUAGUUUCUCCCUUGAGCCUCUGUACCCACAAGUGUGUGCCAAGCAGCGGGUGAUGGUAGAACCAUGGGAUGAGGACAAGCCGACCCCCAUGCAGAUAGCAAGUGCCCUGAUCAGCAUGCCCUGUCCCCUGUCCUUCAGGAGGGACGACAAUGUCAGUCUAGUACAACUCAUUGCAGAGGCCCGUCACUUCACCCAGGCAAUGAGGAACUGUUUCUACCUGAUGUUGUGUUUCCACCUGUCACUGACCCUGACCCAGGUGCUGGCCAGCAUACUGCUGCUGCCCCCCACGUUGGACACCCGCCACCUGCUGUGGCUCCUCCUGGUGGUCAUCCCACUCCUCAGCCUUACCCUCAUGGGCAACCCCGUUGACCCCCGCAUCAUGACCAUGGCCACUCGCAAGAACAAGGACCAUGUCAACGGAGAGAUGCUUGGGCAGUAUAUUGUGCAGUUUAGCCUGAGGUUCCUGCCAUCUGUGAUAGUCCCCCUGCUGUGCUACGGCCUGACUCUGAACUCCUUCUGUCAUACGACCCCCAACGUCACAUGUGCUGUCUAUACAUUCAGUGAUGGAGGAAAUCAGACUGUUUUUCACAACUGGUAUGAAAAAUACUCAGGAGGGAUAAUCCUUGCUCAAAAUAUACUUCUCUUCCUGCUGGUAUUUUACUUUGCCUGCAUAUCAAUGAGCUUCGUCCACUGGUCAGAUCAUCUCUGGAAGAAGCUUCCAUUUACAAAUAAACUGUGGUCAAUAGUUACACCCACACUAUUACUGGUCCAGAUAAUAUAUUUUGUGGGUGAUGUCGCAGUGCAAUCUCGGAGUGCGGUCAACACUUUGUCACUGUCCAGUGUUCACCCUGCUGUGUGGGCACUGGGGAUGGGCUGGCCGGUUGUUAUUGUCACUAUCAAUGAACUAGUCAAGAGAAGGGAGAUCAAAUUGGCAGUGCGGCAUCAGAAAAGAGCACGGUUAGAUUUUGGAACCAAAUUAGGAAUGAAUUCUCCAUUUUGAUGCAGCUGUAUAGGAUGCCUUUCUUCUGUGACCACAAACUGCCAAACAUCUUUCACUUCUUGUCAUUCUGUGUGAUGGAUUUAUUGAUGAACAGUAUUUAUUGUCAACUAUUUACACUUUUUAUGCAUUGUAUUUUUUAAGUUUCAUUGAAGAAUGGGGAUAGCUUUGAAAACACUCUGUUACAGGCUUUCUUAGUUGUUUGUAAUUUUGGACUUAUUUAUUUUCAUUUAGAUGAUAUUCAAUUUUAGACUUGCCUGUACCCUGCAUGCCUCGUAUAUGGAAAUGUCUCAUUCACCCGCACUAAUCAAAGGCAAAUAAAAUCAUUUGGUCACAUAUGUGUAUGUGAAAUAUUUAUGUUACCAUCGUAUGCUUUUGACAACAUAUAUUUUAUAUGAUAAUACGUUCAUUUUGUGUAAUUUGAUUCUUAGUUUGAAGAACAAGAAAAUGAUUGCAUUUCUUUUAAAGACCAUUAUUAUGAUCAUCAAGCAAAAGAAGUAAUAUCUGUUUUAUUUAAAAGAAUGUGAACGCAUUUUUCAUUGAUAUGACACGACAUUAAUUACUUCUUUUUUGUUCUUCAUUUUCCAUGUUUUUUUCCCAUACUGACUUGAUCAUGUUCAGCUUGUGAGUGUAGGGCUGUUUUUGGUACCCCACUUGUAGUGUGUAAGCACUUGUGUAGACCAGCAACUACUGUACUUGUGUCUACAGGUUUUGACCUAGACCUGCUCAGUUGACAAUAUUCGGCCCUAAUUCUGUAGCCAAUGGCAGUAAAAAAUCCCAAAUUGGAACUACAAAUUUCCCACAUCCUGUAGUUAAGGUUGAAACCAGUGUCAUGGCUUUUUCAAGUUGACUUGUGUUUCAUGGAUAACAGGACCAACAUAUGGAUCGAAAAGGUGUUUGUGCUUAGUUUUGCACUAUUACAUUAAGUGCAGUGGUUAACUACCUCCUAAUUUGAGAAAAUACCCACUUUAAAAAACCUCCCGGUUUUGAAAAUAAUUUUGAGUUUUUCCCAGUUUACCUGGCAAGGGGGCGGUUGGGUAGCCUGGUGGUUAAAGCGUCGAAGACCCUGGUUCGAUUCCCGACAUGGGUACAAUGUGUGAAGCCCAAUUCUGGUGUCCCCUGCCGUGAUAUUGCUGGAAUAUUGCUAAAAGCGGCGUAAAACCAUACUCACUCACUCACUCACUCACUACCUGGCAGGGGAAGUUAGUUUGGAAUACUAGAUACAUCCCAGGCACAUACACGCCCACCAUUGUGGGUACACUUUUAAGCUAUCUGGUGUACAAUGUGCAGUCAAAAAUUGCAGUACGAACGCCACUGACUUACAAUAGCAAAAUGGCCACAUCGCAGACUUGUUAAUAAUUCAUGGCAUUUAUAAAAUAUUUAUUCAUUCUUUGAUAACUAAGGUUGGUUUUAAGGUGCCAAUGAUAGUAAUUUGAUUGUUAUUGCUGAAAUUAAUGGUUUGUGUGUUUUUUUUCUGGCCAGUUCACAUAGACUUCAAUCAAUGUUAAUAUACGCAAUAUUGAAGAAAUUAUGAAUAUAUUUAAUGAAUUUGAAUAAAACUUUUGUCUAGAAAUCCACUGAACACUUUUGAUACAAACUUGUGUAGUGACAGGACUAGCUGACAUACUCCACUAUGAACCUGUUGACGUAUGUUAUCUCCACUGUUUCAUGCUGCUGCUUUAACUCUCGGUAAAAACAAUGAAAACUGCCCCCACUAAACAGCUGUAUUUUUGAGGAGAAAAAUGUGUAUUGUUAUUCAGCUAUUAGUAGUUAGUAGUAAUAAGCUAGAUAGCCUGUGUAGAGAGGACUCCCAUUAAGUCAGAACAUUUCUUUAAGGACAUACCAGUACAUUUUUUAAACUUUAAGAUAAAAAAAGUUUAUCUUAUACUACUCAAAAGAAGUUAAGGACCACCUGAUUCUGUCAUAAUACUACAGUUCAUCAGUCCGUGAUGGCAUGCCAGAUUAACGAUAGUAAUAUGAGUGAGUGAGUGAGUUAGGUUUAACGCCGCUUUUAACAGUAUUCCAGUUAUAUCGCGGCGUGUCAGCUUAAUGUGGGAGGAAAGCCCGAAGUGAUGCAGGUCUCAGACGUUAACCACUUCGGUGAAACCCAUGAGCACGGGUAUGGUGCUGACAAACCUAGAAACAUAAUCGGGGCGAAGAUAGUAAUAUGAAAGAUCAGGUGCUCCUUAACUUCUUUUGAGUGGGAUUGAUUACCUUGUGACCCGAUGAGGUUACAGUGACAUGGCUGUAAUAUAACUGAUUGUGCUGACAACAACCUCACACUUUCUCAAAUCAAUAGCUAAUUUAGGACCAGCUAACUAUCAAUGGAAUUUCUAUUUAUUUUUAAAUAGGAUUUUAUUUUUUUAUUAUGAGGAAGACAACGUUUCGGAGUAUAGGCUUAUUCCUUCAUCAGGUGAAUGACCAUCUGAUGAAGGAGUAAGCCUAUACUCAGAAACGUUGUGUUCCUCAUAAUAGAGAAGUUGGCAUCCAUAAAUUUUCUUCCUUAUAUGUAUCACUUCUAAAUGCUUUUCAAAGAUUUUAAUUUUGUAGUGAACUGAUGUAAAUGAGUACCGCCAUGUAAUGAGGAUGUAUGUUCUAUAUAGAUGUGAAAUGGGUAUCUCCGCCUGUCCUGCUUCAGAUCCGAGUGUUGGUACCCUGGAUGGUAUUGUUCUCCCGUAUUGAUGCCUUGAGAAUUUACAUUGAUGAUACAGAUCAGGAUACACCUACCAAUGUAUCAGCUCAAGGUUUGAAGGCUGUAUCGAUUUUGUUAAAAAGGAAUAAUAAUAGCUUUGCAGCAACCCAGCUUGAAGACUACCAUGACUACUCAGGCUAGUAUUAUCUUCCUGCAUGUCACAACAGAAGGUGCCAAAUCCGGUCUUUUGACUCAUUAGAAGUCGCUAGAACAUGAAUACAUGACACUUUUGUUUAUGGAUAACAACUUCUUUGUUCUUUGUAGCGACGUUUCAGGGCUACUUCUUGCAUGACGAAUGUGCCUGGAGACAUUGUUGAAAAGUUUUGUGUCUAAUUAUCAUCCCAGUGAAACACAAACUGGUUGACAGAAACAGUCUCUAGUUAGCCAGGCCACAUAGUAAAUGUAGAAUUUCAUGCAAAACAACAGAAAUUAAGCAAUUCGAUAAUGUAAUGUAAUGUGACUCAAAUAUUGAUCUAUGUAUUACGACAGCCAGGUUGGUGGCUCUGACUUAUGGGAGUCCACUCAUUUUUAUAAUUCAUAUUAUGAUAUAUUCUCCAAUACAAUGCUCACAUGUACUGUUCUUUCAAAGAUUGAUAUAUUUCUGAGUGACAAUGAACACAUUCUACAUUUUCAUAUUACGUGUUGUGCUUAUAUUUUGAAGAUAUUGACAUACCAGCGUGAAGAUUUUUAUCCAAUUUGAUAUUUGUAUACCGGUAAUUCCUCAAUAUUGUCACAUAGUUCUGAUUCCUACACUGAGUACCCUGUGCCUUGUGUACCUCCUGUUGUUGUAGGCUACUGUCUGCAUCUUCCCGAGGCAAGAGUUAACUGACUGUAACAGUCCAGUUUCCACCCUUGCCGAACUUGGCUGGAAUUCCUGGGCUCAAUCGUUGUGCCACCUGUGGCUAUUACGAGUUAUGUC